This is a messenger RNA of Vitis vinifera (wine grape), 1186 nucleotides long. Its product is annotated as protein GAMETE CELL DEFECTIVE 1, mitochondrial. The record is from RefSeq and is a predicted model, not a curated record. The coding region runs from base 69 to 968 and encodes 299 amino acids. Lineage: Eukaryota; Viridiplantae; Streptophyta; Magnoliopsida; Vitales; Vitaceae. The transcript is spliced from 4 exons.
GCCCUCCAGACGAGAGACUCCCUAAAAAGGCCCUAUUUUCCUCUGCCACUCUCAAUCCACGCAGAAAGAUGCAGACUCUGCAACGUCUGAAAAUAUACAAUCGCCUUCAUGCAGUCAGAACCACCAGUUUCAACCCCAUUGGCCACCAUCUUAAAACCUACUCCACCAAGUCCAAAAGCGCCGGUGAUGAUGAAUGGAACAAUGCCUGGGAAUCCGCUUGGCUUCCUGAAGACCUCUCUGCCAAGAACAGAGCUCCCUGGGAGACUGAUGUCAACUUCUCAUCUUCAGAGUCUGCUAUUGUUCUUCCGUCUGAUGUUGAUGCUGAGACAAAGGCAUUUGUUGAGGACAUGACUGAGAAUUGGAAUGAGAGGAGAAAAGGUCAGCAAAAGCAAGAGGAGAAGCGUGAUUCACUUUAUAAUCUUGAGAAUAUGAAGAAAGAUUACAGGUUGAAGAAGCAGAGGCUGCACGCUGGGUUGUGGAUGAAAGAGAUUGAGAAGCAGGAGGAAGCCAAGUUGGGGGAUUUGGUUGCAGGUGGCGGAGAUGACAUCGAUAGAUUGCUUGAUAGCUACUCUGAGAUUUUUGAUACUGGCAACAAUGAUUUCAAUAACUCGAAUAUUCCGAGCUCUUCUGAGUUUAAAAACAAGCCUGAUGGUUGGGAAACAAUAUCAAAGGCCCAAGAUGGGAAUAUAUGGGAGAUGUCACAGAGGGAAGAAGAUAUCCUCCUUCAAGAGUUCGAUCGUAGAAUCGCAUACUGCAAAUUCCAGAUAGCGAGUUUCAUUAAGACGCACAUAUUCAGCCGGAGGAGACCCAUCGAUGGAUGGAAAUACAUGAUAGAGGAGCUGGGGCCAAAUGCGAGGAAAGGGAAGGGCAGUGUUUCAAGGUUACCCAGCAUAUCAGAUGCAUCAACUCAACCUUUCAAGGAGGAGAGGACCACCAGCGGCAGUCUCACCUCCUUUAAGGGGAGGUAGCUUGUCUCCAACUUUUUCCCGGUAAUCCUCUCUUGUAUUUAUGGAUGACCACACUUAAAAAUUUUGACGACUUAUAUAUCAGUUAAGGCUAGUUUUUACAUAUCAAUUUUAUAACUUUAUAUUAAGAACAAAAUUUAAUGGCACGCAUAUUGUGCGUAUCAGGCUUAGUUUUAAUGAAUUUUAACGGGAAAUGAAGAAUAAGCUUGAUUUUAUUUGCA